AUGUUAACUCUAAUUAGCCAAGUCAGAAGUGCUUUUCGCUGGGGAAGAAAUCUGGUUCCCAUGGAAAAACGUAAUGUUUAUGUUGUUUAUGGAAUAGCAUUAGUAGGUGUCACUCUAGAUAAUAUGAAUAAUGCAGCCAUCAUCACCUUGCAAAAAGAUUUAGAAGAGAAAUUCAAUACAAACUCCUCGGUUGCUUCUUGGGUGUUGUCUGGGUAUGCGUUGACUCUAGGCUCCUUUAUAAUGAUAACCGGGAAGAUUGCCGAUAUAAUUGGACCAGACACUGUUUAUUUGAUUGGAUUAGGAAUUAUGUGGAUUACGUCUCUAAUUUGUGCCUUGCUCCCACACACAUCAAUAAUUCCAUUGAUUGUUUUCAGGGCUAUUCAGGGUAUAGGUGCGUCUUCACUUCUACCUUCUGUUCUAUCUUUAAUGGCUAACUAUUUUUCCGGUCCUAAGCUCAAGCAUUUGCAGGGGGCUAUUUCUGCUUUAUUAAUUGCAUUGACAUCAAUUUUUAGUAUUGGUUUGAUUCUAGGAGGUGCUUUUUCAGUAACUGAUAUUGGAUAUAGGGCAUAUUUCUGGUUCACUUUUUCAUUAGCUUUGCUUUGUGAUAUUUCAUUAUUCUUUUUAAUUAUUCCAGUGAAAAAAACCAAAGGACAUGAAUCUUUAAACAUGAAAAGUCUUAACUACAUUUCCGCAAGUUUAGUUAUUAUUGGUGUUCUUUUGGUUAUUCUUGGUUUAACGGAAGGUGCCUUAGGAUGGAAACAUGCAAAAGCCAUUGCACCCUUGAUAGUUGGGGUUUUUAUUGUGAUCGUGGCUCUGGUUUUCGAUAGUUUCUAUUUGAAGCGGUAUCAGGAAAAACAUUCUAACAAAGAAAAAUCAUCAGAUUGGAGACUACAAAUUGACCUGUUGUUUCCACCAGAAAUCAUUAAAAUCCCUAAUGUUGCUGUCUUUAUAAUCUGUUGCAGUCUUUACUAUGCAAUAAUGCUUAUGGUUAUGGUAACCGCAGUUAUGUUUUAUCAAGACAUCGAACACAACUCACCAAUUAUAACUGCAUUGAAGGUCUCUCCCUUAGGUUUUGGUUUGGCAUUUGGAGCUAUUAUUUACAGGCCGUGGAUGUACGAGAAAUUUGAUGGCAAUAAAUUAUUUGUGUACUCUGGUGCUUUAACAUUAGGUACGUUGAUCUGGUUUUCUCGGAUUCAUUAUGCCGCAUCUAACUCGUUUUGGAAAUACGGUUUUGUAUCCCUUUUUUUGUGGGGUUAUGGUUGUAACUUGUUUUUUAACAUUUACAUGAAAAUUGUUGUUGAUUUUACACCUCUUCAUUUGCAAGGGGUAGUUAAUGGAAUUUUUCAAACAGUUUCGCAAGUCUUCUUGAGUAUUGGUAAUGCACUCGUACCUUCAAUCAUAGGGAACGUUACUACCGCCCAUUCUAAUGAGGAAAAGAAUGAUUUGCAAAAUAGACUAAAAACAAUCUUGUAUGUAGCAAUGGGCUUUAAUGCAACUUUUUUGCUGCUGUGCUUUUUGGUUAAAACAGUGAAAAAAGUUGAUCGGGAAACUGUUGAAAACCAAGACAAGAAAGGGAAUUUUAACGGAUUUGAUGAUCAAGAGAAGCAAAUUGUGUGCAUACCUGAAGAAUCUUGUAAUGACAGUUCCCUUUCAUCUAAAAUAAACAAAAAUGAAGCUGAGUAA
Messenger RNA from Pichia kudriavzevii, 1683 nucleotides. RefSeq lists its product as uncharacterized. Gene Ontology annotation, cellular component: membrane. Bases 1 to 1683 code for a protein of 560 amino acids. The transcript has a single exon. NCBI's taxonomy places the organism in Eukaryota, Fungi, Ascomycota, Pichiomycetes, Pichiales, Pichiaceae. The record is from RefSeq and is a predicted model, not a curated record. Gene Ontology annotation, molecular function: transmembrane transporter activity. Gene Ontology annotation, biological process: transmembrane transport.